UUCAAAUCUAAAUAUAGAGUCAUGUGUAGGGCCUACAGUCUGCAGUUCUCUCACAUCUCUGCUCUCUCUGUGGCUUCGCUCUCUGCAAUUUUAUCAGUUGUUUGUCCCUUGCUGGCCAGAUGAGUUCACAAGGAAUUGUGGGGAGCGGCAGUCAGGCCACCCCUGAUAUGCUGUGUUAUAACAAAGGAUGUGGCCAAAGAUUCAACCCAGCAAACAACUCUGCGGACUCAUGUUUCUUUCACCCUGGCUACCCUAUAUUUCAUGAUGCUUUAAAGGGCUGGUCUUGUUGCAGAAAGCGUACCACUGAUUUCUCAGAGUUUCUUGCAAUAAAGGGCUGUACAAAAGGUCUACACAGUAAUGAGAAACCAGCAGAACCUUUUAGACCUGAAAUAUGUGGAACCAAAAAGAACACAGACUCAAAGCAUUGUCAAGAAAUGAUUGUGCAAGGUCCAAAAUCAGCAGAGAAGAUGCAGAAGGAGAGGCCCAGUGCACAGGAGCCAAUGAUGCCUUUUGUACUCAAGGUGUCCCGGACACUUGAACAGGAGCUGGAAAAACUAAGGCUGGGACCAAAAAAUGAGAGUGGACAAAAGGCUGAGACUGAAACCAUGACAAUUGGGACAAGGUGUAAACAUUCAGGGUGUAAGGAGAUUUAUAACGGACCAGAUAGUGAUGCUGGGACCUGCAUUUUUCACCCUGGGGUGCCAGUGUUUCAUGAAGGUAUGAAAUUCUGGUCCUGCUGUUGUAUUAAAACUAGUGACUUUAAUGAAUUUUUGGAUCAGCGCGGCUGCAGCACUGGGAAACAUCUGUGGGUGCAAAUAGCUGGGAAGCAGGCUGUCUCCUGUCGUUAUGAUUGGCACCAGACAAGUAGCGUUGUUGUUAUUACAAUAUAUGCCAAGACAGCAAUACCAGAGAACAGCCAAAUUCUGGCCAAUCGCACUGGGCUGGACAUUCAGAUCUCCUUUCAAGGGUCUUGUGAGUUCAAAAAGCAGCUGGAGCUGUGGGGUGUAGUUGAUGUGGAAAAAAGUUUUGUGAAUUUGCUACCUACAAAGGUGGAGAUCACACUAAAGAAGUCAGACCCUGUGACAUGGGCACGUCUGGAGCUCAACAUCUCCCAGAGCCUUCCUGAGGAUGAGCCGCAGAAGACACCAGAGGAGCCGCAUUAUAGAGAGGAGGAGUCUGAUGAUGAUCUCAGCUGGUCUGAGGAUGAGGAGUUCAGUGAAUGAGAAGAGCUUCCAAAAUACUAUCCCAUCACACCUGCCUUUAAUCUGCUGUUGUUGUUUUCACUCCUCCUCUGUUGCUCCUGUUUUGCCAUUUUGCAGUUUAUCUUUUCUGGGCGCCCUGCAUCUUCACAAUCUACAUUAUCUGUUCACUUUUCCCUUUUCAUACAGUUUACAACUCUUUUAACAAAUGUUCUACAUCAUCACUAGUUCCAGCUAAAUAGCGUAACUAUGUGUAACCCUCACUCUUGCUCAUUACUAUGUCUGUCCAGGUGUUACUAUUCUUUAUAGCAUUCUGUACCACGUUACUACUAGAAAUCAUAGAUAUCUCCUAUUGUCAAACCUUUCUGCCUUUCAUACUUUUUCUUUUCUACUCUUGAAUCCUUUUUCCUCACCUUAAUUUCUUGCUACUUUUCUCCCUUGUUCAUAACAACCAUCUCUUUUUAUAUUUUCCUUAAUCUUGCACCACUCUGUGGCCUGCCGUAUCCUCCAUCAUACCCAUGUUUGCGAGCUUCCUCUCCCAUAUUCUUCCACUUAUACAUUACUCUCCCACUUUCCAAACUGUACCUUACUGCAUUUUUAUUCUGUGAUUAAUUGCACAUUAAAUAUUUGUACUUAUUUUGUAGUGA
Molecule: messenger RNA, 1846 nt
Organism: Bombina bombina (fire-bellied toad)
Lineage: Eukaryota; Metazoa; Chordata; Amphibia; Anura; Bombinatoridae
Product: cysteine and histidine-rich domain-containing protein 1
Exons: 12
Coding region: 120-1223 (367 amino acids)
Source: RefSeq, a predicted model, not a curated record